This is a messenger RNA of Thamnophis sirtalis, 2284 nucleotides long. It is a transcript of the gene OPRK1, whose product is annotated as opioid receptor kappa 1. Lineage: Eukaryota; Metazoa; Chordata; Lepidosauria; Squamata; Natricidae. The record is from RefSeq and is a predicted model, not a curated record. Gene Ontology annotation, biological process: neuropeptide signaling pathway; G protein-coupled opioid receptor signaling pathway; sensory perception of pain. Gene Ontology annotation, cellular component: plasma membrane; neuron projection. Gene Ontology annotation, molecular function: dynorphin receptor activity; neuropeptide binding.
CAAGUGUGUUAGAGAAGCAUUAGUAGAAAGGGAAAGUGCAGCCUGCUGCAGUUACAGCUCCUGCAGCUUUGGAGUGAAAGCUUGCGAUCCAGCUUGAUAUCCCAUCUGCUCUGCAUUCCCAGAAGUGCAAACCUUUCUUGGUGCAAAAAUACUCCAAUGCUAAGAGGACAGAGGAAUAGGGAAAGGAGGCUUUUCAACUGAUGAGAAUAUCUGCUGGGAGACCCUUCUAGUUUUCCUACACUUAAGGGCUGGAAGGAGAAUUCCCCCAUGGAAUCUCCAGUGUACAUAUUUCGUGAAGAGCUGGGUCCCACCUGCCCCCCAGGCUUUUGCCCUUUUCCAAGCAGGACCAGCCACCGCUGGCUUGCAGACUGGGAAGAAUCUGACAACAGCAGCAAAGGUGGAUAUGAGGACUUGCAACAGAAUCAGACCAAUAUCUCCCCAGCUAUUCCUAUCAUCAUCACAGCAGUCUAUUCUCUAGUCUUUGUGGUAGGCCUGGUGGGCAACUCUCUGGUUAUGUUUGUCAUCAUAAGGUACACAAAGAUGAAGACUGCAACAAACAUUUAUAUUUUUAAUUUGGCUCUGGCAGAUGCACUUGUCACCACAACUAUGCCUUUUCAAAGUACUGAGUAUUUAAUGAACACUUGGCCCUUUGGGGAUGUGCUGUGUAAAAUAGUCAUUUCAAUUGACUACUAUAACAUGUUUACAAGCAUAUUCACCCUGACCAUGAUGAGCGUAGAUCGCUACAUUGCUGUGUGUCACCCAGUGAAGGCUCUGGACUUUCGUACUCCUUUGAAGGCCAAGAUCAUUAAUAUAUGCAUUUGGGUCUUAUCUUCAUCUGUGGGCAUUUCAGCCAUAGUUCUUGGAGGUACCAAGGUCAGGGAAGAUACCGGCAGCACAGAGUGUUCUCUUCAGUUUCCAGAUGACGAUUAUGUCUGGUGGGACAUCUUUAUGAAAAUCUGUGUCUUUGUCUUUGCCUUUAUUAUCCCAGUCCUAAUUAUUAUUGUUUGUUACACUCUGAUGAUCCUCCGCUUGAAAAGUGUGCGGCUCCUGUCUGGAUCACGAGAAAAAGAUCGAAACCUCCGCCGUAUCACUAGAUUAGUUCUUGUUGUCGUUGCAGUUUUCAUUAUCUGUUGGACUCCCAUCCACAUUUUUGUGUUAGUUGAGGCUCUUGGAGAUGUCUCACACAGCACUGCGGCCAUUUCUAGCUACUAUUUCUGCAUUGCAUUGGGCUACACCAACAGCAGUCUAAAUCCCAUUUUGUAUGCUUUUUUGGAUGAAAACUUCAAGCGUUGUUUCAAGGAUUUCUGCUUUCCUUUUAAGAUGAAGGCAGACAGGCAAAACACCAGCAGAGUUAGAAACACAAGUCAUAAUCCUGCUCAUGCUGGGAACGUUGAUGGUGCAAACAAGCCAGCAUGACUAGUUGUGGAAAUGUCAUCAUAUAGUCCUCCUGGAAGAGAAGAAUCCAAUGAUCUUGGAUUAACGCAAAUAACUACAGCAGUGUGAAACGGACAGUAAAAGGACCAUUUGAUAUUAUUUACAAAGCCCCACAGUUUCAACUGAAAUAUAGCCACCAAGAUGUCCUUCAUCUAUGUUCACUGAUGAUAAAUUCUGUUUCAACAGAACUUUGUAUAUCACAAAGUAAUCAUCUGGAGCAGAAGAAGAGAACUAGUUGCCCCUCCCCCAGACACCUUUAUGUAUGUUUUAUGUGGAUGUUUUAGUGAUUGCUGACAUUUUUUUUAUUAAGGAGUAAUGUGAUUUCAGCAUAUCACUAGUUUUAUUGUACUUGUCAGAACAGCAAAUCAGCAUUUCCUUUUAUUGAUUAUAUUGAUUGAGUAUGCAGUACUUUUUCAGCUAUUUAUAUGGCCAUGAAUAAUGCAAAAAUGUGACGUGAAGCCUUCUAUUGCAAUGGUUUGGAAAUUUCUUCUGAAUGGUUUCACACAGUACUGUAAUGAUUGAUAUGAUGAUAAUGUGUCAUGUGAUCUACGGAAGCAUUUUAAUUGUGGAUUUUCUAUUUUCAAUUAAUAGCUUUUAAUUGGAGAGAACACUAUAUAUGAUGAAUAAGGCUAUGUGAAUUUUAUUUACUUAAGCAAUUUGUAUUGUACUAUUGGGGUGCCCUAAUAUUCAUGGGCUAGAGCUUAGUGUGAAAAUUCUGUGUCCAUUCUCCAGGUGAAAUAAUCAAGUGUCAAGUAAUUAAAGACUUCAUUAAACCUGAUGGACAACCAGGCUGUCCCAAACAAAAUUAUGAAUGGUACAAUCCAAAGUAACUAUAUUGACCAAAAACUAU